CGUGACGUAACUUCCGUUGUGCUGCUGCCUCCAUUUUGGACGCUCGUCUCUUGUCUAUAAUUUCGAAUAGAUCGUCUUUAUGGGCAUGGUGUUACUGGUUGGAUAAUAAUGCGCGUCUAUUAAAAUGGAUACGUGGUCCGAUCUUUGCCGCUGUUGUUUGUCUGCCAAUUCUGAAGUGUCACUCCUAGAUACUGAACAGAAUGUAACUGAGAAAUUCCUUGAAGUUACUACGAUUGAGGUGAAAGAAGAUGAUGGUUUGCCACAGAAGCUGUGCUCGGACUGUUACUCAAUCAUGAACUCUGCAUACCAAUUUCGCAAACAGUGCAUCAAAAUGGACAAUGAACUACGUCUACAGCUGAAUGCUGUACUAGACAUAUCUAAAAGUGACAAUCUCUCUAAGUAUGACCAUAGUGGUGAUGAUGAAGACAUUGGAAAUGAUCCUGUUAAACAGCUUGAAGCUAUUAUCAAACAAGAACCUACUGAUAGUGACGAUGACUGCUAUUAUGUUUUAGUGAUAGAUGACCCCAAGGAUAAAACAAAAGUCCAACCUACUGUAGUACCCAUCAAAGAAGAACAAUUUGAUGAUCCUGCAACUGAAGAUACUACUACAUACAUACAUGAACAAACUCAAAGUACACAGAGUCAGUUUGAAGAUUCGAUUGAGUCAUUUCUUAUGUCUAACACUAAAGUUCCUGCCAAUGUACCCGCUACUAUCCUAGAAAAUGAGGAGGAAAGCCAAGAGAAUGAUGACUUGGAUGGAGCUAUGAAUAUUGACGAAACUGAGGACACAAUGACUCACGAACAGAGCUUAGCACAAAUAGAACAGGCACAAGAGAAUGAAAUAAUAGAAACUAUUUCUACAGACGUCAUCAAAGAUAUUCCAAAUUCGAAAAACUUCAUCAAAAUAUUGACCACCACAGAGUCCGAUGGCACUAUACUCUUGAAAAGUAACGAUUUUACACAAUUAGUCACAAAUGAAGAAGAAGAUGGAGAUGGUUUGUCCCAAGAGGUAAUAUUCUGUGAAGGUGAUGACACCUCGCAAUUCCAAAUACUGAAGUAUGAUGGCUCAGAGCUGGUUAUAGAGUAUGCCGAUGAUGGUCAAAUAGCAACUGUCCUACAACAAGAGGAUGGGACAUUCUUGUGUGAUUGUGGAGAGCAAUUUGAGGACCUGGCUGAUUAUGAGAAGCAUCAAUACAAGCACAACCCUGCUGGUGAACAUCUGUGCAGCUUAUGCGGUAAAGGGUUUGAGUCUGCAGAGAUACUGACGGGACACAUGCUUCUUCACAGUAGUACAGGACUCCUCAUCACUUGUCCGUUCUGCAACCAACUUAUCAGACGCAAUUCUUUGACGCAACAUAUCAAAUAUGGUCACAACAACUUUAAACCUCGCUGCAAUGUCUGUUUAAAAACAUUUGCUAAUCCAAACAACUUGAAGCGUCACAUGAUGAUACACAGUGGCAUCAGAGAGUUUGAGUGUGACAUAUGCUUCAAGAGAUUCCACCAGAAAAUUACUAUGCAAACUCAUAGACUAACACAUAUGAAUCCGUUCUCUUGCAACCAGUGUGACAAAACAUUUGAGACUAAGACUGCUUUGUCCGAUCAUAAAGAGUCCGAAGACUGUACGAGAUCAAAAGUAAUAAAGGUUAAAGAGGAAUUAAUGAAAACUGUGAAACAGGAAAUAACUACAAAUUUAGGGAAACUGCUUGGUUACGCUUGCUCGUUAUGUAAGAAGAUGUUUUCUGUGGAGUCUGCUUUAGAGCAGCAUAUUGAGAGUACACACAUAGUCGAUCCAACAGAACUAUUAUGUUCCGAAUGUGGUGAAGUGCUACCAUCUAAGAAGGACAUGCAAACACACAUACUGACACACAAGAACUUGAAAGUAAAAAAUGCAAAGAGGUUUGAAUGCAAUAUUUGUGGUAAGGGGUGUUCCAGCCAGGCUAUGUUGCUGAUGCAUGAACGGGUGCAUACCAAUGAGCGACCGUUCCCAUGUCAGCUUUGCUCUUUACGUUUCAAGACGAAGACACAUUUACGGACACAUCAGCUGACUCAUACAAGGGAAAAGAAGUUUGGAUGUUCAGUUUGUAUGAAGUUCUUUGCUCUAAAAGGUAACUUGGUGGUUCAUUUACGUACACACACGGGUGAAAGACCAUAUGUCUGCUCCAUUUGUGGUGAAGCUUUCAUAGACUCGAAAUAUUUGAAAAAGCAUAAACUAAAGAAGCAUGCUAUAGACAAUUUGCCCUGGAAUCAGUACUAGGAACUGUGAUUCUAGUGUAAAUUAUUCUAUUAGUUGUAUUGUUUAGUUUUUGUUUUUCUGACUGGUACUUUUCUCUUGCUGUCUCAACUGAAUUCAUCUAGUUUUGUUUUACAUAUGUAAUAACUACCAAGAUUAGCCUAAAACUGAUUUAUUUUCUGUUAAGUAAAUAAUCACCUUUUUGAGUCAAUUUCAAGUAACGUUUUUAAAUGACAAGUGUUUACAAAAAUAAGACAAAACUAAAUGAAAGACUAUCUUACAGAUCCAUUUUCAUUUCAGCAACUCUGAUAUUCGCGACAGAAUUAAUUAUUUUAAAAUGUUUCUCGUAAUUAUAUGAAAAAAAAAACGGAUACUGACUAGCUGCCGCCCGCGGUUUCACCGUACAUUGUUAAAAAGUAGCUUACAUUUUAUUUUGAUCUUUAAGUUAUCACUUUGCUGUCUCAAGUUUUAUUAAAAUGCAUUCGGUAGUUUUUGCGUGAAAGAGUACAUAACAAGCAUGCAAAAAUACAUACAUCCUAACUAACCUUGCGUAUUUAGGAUAUCUAUAAUCCCAGUAUUUGAUUUUGUCGCUAACUUCUGACUUGUUUGUCUUUGUUUUUGUUAUAUUUUACUCUUCCUUUUUGUCGUAAUAUAAUAUCAAACAUACACAAGCUACACCCAGAAUGUGCCAAAUUCAGUGUUCAUACGUUAUUAUACUAAGAUAUAACACACACAAGUAUGUAGGUGUCCUUCAUUGUCAAAAUUAAUCAUCACUCAGCAGAUACCCAGUCUUGCUUUUAUUUGGAUCACAAAAUUUGUAUAACAAUAAGCACUAAGAGGCAAAUUAUACAGAUAGGGAAAAGCAAAUUAGGCAAAUUAUAGAUCCCACAACACAGGGAAUCCUAGUAUGGGAUCUAGGGCCUCAACCAUUGUAAAAAAAAAUUGAUAAUAAAUAUUUUUUCAAUUUUUUCAUACAUACAUUCGUACAAAUUGUGUUAUGUUUAUGAAGUAAUAAUUCAGUUUUCAGGCAAUUUGGACAUGUUUUUUUUUAGUUCUUAUAAGUGUGUAGUAAAUGGAUUACCAUUCUUUAUCGUACUGAUUUUAAAAGCAUCCAGCUUUUGUACACUUAUUCAUAAAAAGAAAGAAUUUGUAAUUUUAAUUUGUCACAAUUCAAUGUAAAUUAUUAUACAUGUGUUCAAUUAGCAUUAUAGUUCAACAUGUAAGCUUAAAAACCUUUAGAAAGCAUGAUAUGGUCAACUAUGUACAAUAUAUUGUAUAUCUUACCUUGUACAGUAUAGCUAGGAAAAUUGAUAAUUUUCAAUGAGUUAUAACUCUUAUUAGAAAAAAAAAUAUUCAAGGUUUACAAAACGCCAAAGUUGUUUAGUUUUGAAUUGGUGAAAAAAAGUAUAUUAGCUACCUUUAUCACAAAAUACUGUCAAUGUUAUCACUAGUUUUACCCAAUAUGCUAUUUACUGCAGAUUUCAAUAACCGAUCCGUUGUCUUUCAAUUUGAUUGAAUUUGACAUAAUUUCUAUGAAGCGAAUGUCACAUUCUUAUAUGAGCUCUGAGUAAAAAUAUUACUUUAUUUCAUCCAAAAUUCAGGUCAUUCAAUUCUAAUGUAAAACAUUAGAUUCCAUAACACAUUUGUACAUAAAGAUUCAUGAAAUGAUUUCGACAAGAAAACUUAUAAUAAGCUACUUUAAUUUAUCAGAUGAAACUAAGUGUAAUUAUUUAAUGUGUAAAUAGUUUUGUGUUGUAUGUAAGAUGUUAUAGUAUUGUAACUGUUGGCGGUUACAUGUUGAAAGGUGUUACCAAAACAGCUUCCAUUAGGUAGCAACAACAUUAAAACUAUGAUUAUUAUUAUUUUUUUUCAAUAUUGUGAUGUCACUCACAGGCUUUUGUCAAUAAAUUAAUUAUUAUAACUAGUAACUUGCCAGUAAGUCUAACACCAGUCUAACCAAGUCUAACCUAAGGGGUAUUGGGUUGCCCGGGUAACUGGGUUGAGUGGGGUCAGAUAGGGCAGUCGCUCCUUCUAAAGCACUGGUACUCAGCUACAUCCGGUUAGACUGGAAGCCAACCCCAACAUAGUUGGGAAAAAACGCUCGGAGGAUGAUGAACCAGUAACUUGCCUGUCCCAUAAGUCAUAUGUGAUACACACUGAUUAUUUAACUUUUGUGUCUGCAUUGUGGAGAGUGAAGUGGUGAAUAAAAAAUAAAAUAAAAUAUGGAUCUAAUGAACUGAAGAUCAGCCUAUUUUUAGAGAAGGCUUAUCUUUAAAACGGCAUUAAACAUCUCUAUACAAGCAAGGAGUAUGAAGUUUUGCAAUAUUUUUUUUUUACUUUUUCAGAUGGAAUAAUCUUUUAAGUCUCCCGAAAAUAGGCUAUUGGGGAAUUUCAAUGCAUGCUUUUUUACAGACAACGGAAAUAUAAUACUAGACCGUUUUUUUUUUUGCUGUUUUGGUAACUCUAUCUAUAGCAAUAACACUAAGAACUUAGUGCCUUUUGCAGUCAAACUGAUUUUAGUAUAAGUAGUGUCGUGUAUAAAUGUUAUAUAUAUUUUUGUUUGACUAUGUAAAUAAUUGAUAAUUUCGAUGGGUAAAUGCUCAUUAAAAAAAAACCUUAAUAACGUAACCGCCGAUCCUUACAAGUUUAUAGCAUCGUAACUUGAACAGUUUUGUUUUUUUUUUGUACAAAGUGAUCCAAUGUGCCACUGAAGGCGGCUAAUUCGGUGGUAUGAAUGCUCCUGACGCAUUUUGUUGUAAUCCAAGGAAUAUUGUCAAAGAAUAUAAAAAAAUAUCGAUUC
Molecule: messenger RNA, 5030 nt
Organism: Helicoverpa zea (corn earworm)
Lineage: Eukaryota; Metazoa; Arthropoda; Insecta; Lepidoptera; Noctuidae
Product: zinc finger protein ZFP2-like
Exons: 3
Coding region: 125-2254 (709 amino acids)
Biological process (GO): regulation of transcription by RNA polymerase II
Cellular component (GO): nucleus
Molecular function (GO): zinc ion binding; DNA-binding transcription factor activity; RNA polymerase II cis-regulatory region sequence-specific DNA binding
Source: RefSeq, a predicted model, not a curated record